Marasmius oreades (fairy-ring Marasmius) is the source of this 594-nucleotide messenger RNA. RefSeq lists its product as uncharacterized. NCBI's taxonomy places the organism in Eukaryota, Fungi, Basidiomycota, Agaricomycetes, Agaricales, Marasmiaceae. Bases 1 to 594 code for a protein of 197 amino acids. The transcript has 6 exons. The record is from RefSeq and is a predicted model, not a curated record.
AUGUCUGGCACCAACAAAGAAACCAUCGGUAACGACAACUGCGACCAUGGCCGCGCAUCUCCACUUCCAUGUUCUUUCACUGCUGGUCUCGACCAAAUCCGUCACAUCAUUGAGGAAGCUGUUCGGUCUAAUCUCAGUGACGCUAUUGACAGCGCAAUCGACGCCCGUUUGUCCAUUGGUGAUGGCACGGCGACCACUAUUGGAGCGGCUACUGGUUCUGGCGACGGCGCUACUCCCGCUUCCACCUCCACGACUACGAUGGGACCUGGAGGCACAGGCUCCUACCAAGGUGGAAACCCGCUGGCCGGCGUGACCUGCCCCAACUGUCAGGUUCUAAUCCCUCUCCAGCAGCCACCAGAAGAAAGGUGGUACUGUUCAAUUGUCGGACGCAAGAUUGGUUGCAUAAAAGGGUGGGCCCGAAUCAACGAUCUUACGCGUGGAGUGUCAGGGGAACAGAAGUUCUACUGUACCUCCGAGGAAACGGCCCGUUGCGUGUUCCAUGACAAGCAGCAGGCGGGCCUUACUCGUGUCGUCAAUGACGGGGUGACUGUCAAUUUCACUUACACUGUUGACGACGGCUUUCUCUUUCCAUAG